AUGUUCAAGUUUGGUUCACAGAACACUCCAGUUGAUGACAGCGAGAAAAUCAAAAAUUUCCGCAAACUGGGUAACAAAGAAGCUUACCAACUAGCUCUUCAUACACUAGAUCACCAUCGCAACAAAUCUAUCACCUGUCGCUACACACCAUCUCCGAACCAUCCAUCCAAUCCCAACCGUCUCAUACGUAUAGCCGAAACCGCUAUCAUCGAAGUACUUCUCCUGCAUCCAAUUCUACAAGCUGGAAUAGUUGAUGCAGACUCUGAAAAUCCAGCGUGGAAACAACUACAACACAUUAAUCUGGAUGAACAUCUCACAUGGCGCAUUUUACAAACACCCGAGGAUUUCGAUGAUGUUUCGAGAGAACUCACUCUUGCCGAAAUCGAUAGCAAGUUUCAUGACAUUGAAGAAAUGCCGGGGUGGAGAAUCGUUGUUUUAUAUCAAGAAAGAGCCAGUUUACUGGAGGUACAUUUUACGUGGAAUCAAGUGUAUGGCGAUGGAAUAAGCGGGAGGAUCUUCCAGGAACAUUUAUUUCGACGUCUGAAUACGGAGACUCAAUAUGAGGGCAUUGAAGGCAACACCACAACAUCUCCCCUCAUUCCACUUCCUCCAACUUCAAUCCUCCCGCCACCAAUCGAAGAACUCUAUAAAUUUCCUGUUAGUAUAUCUUUCCUGGCUAAAAGUCUCUGGGAAUUAUUUAGUCCCGCAGCUACAUCACGGACAAAAUCAACUUUAGCUAAUUGGGCACCCAUCCAUCUCAUCCCAUACUCCACCCAAAAUCGCUCAUUCUACAUCUCCAAAACUACACUCCAUGAUAUCCACCUCGCAUGUCGCAAGAAGAAAAGUACACUUAUCAGUCUUCUGCACGCACUCAUGGCCGUCUCACUAGCAUCACAAUUAGACGAGACCAUAGCAUCUGCAUUUCAAAGUUGUACGACGUUGGAUAUGCGACGAUUGGUACCGUCAAUUUCCUCAAAAUCUAAAUAUUCAGGAUUGAAUGUAGAAAGAAUAAUGGGGAAUUACGAAACUUCAGUUUCUCAUGAAUUCGAUAAGAAACUUGUAGCUCAGCUACGCGAUAAACUCCCAGGAGAUGGCAAUCAGGAUUUACUUCUAUCACCGGGACAGCUCAGACAUAUUUGGAGGAUUGGCGCAGGUAUUUGUGGAGAAACUGAAAGGAAAAUAACGAGGGGUUUGAAAGAUGGUUCUGCAGAAGCAAUGAAGUUUUUAGGAAACUGGCGCCAAAGACUAAAAAACGCUUCUAAGAGACCCAGAAAAUUCUCAUGGUCAAUCACAGAUGCUGCAACCUUCGAGCGGAAUUCGAAAAUCUAUAAUGAGAUACCGUCUGCAGAAUCUGAGCUGGGAGGAAGAGAUGCGUGGAUACUUCAUCGGGCGGGGUUUGCAUCGAGUGCGGAGACCACGGGUGCGGCUUUUGCAAUCUCGCUUAUGACUUUUAAGGCAGUGGGAUUAUCUGUGGAUGUUAGUUGGCAGGAUUCUGUCUGUGAUGUUGGAAUGGGAGAGCGUGUUGCGGUUGAUUUGAAGAAGUGGCUUGAGCAGAUUGCAGAAGAAGCGUAUCCAUGA
Molecule: messenger RNA, 1578 nt
Organism: Botrytis deweyae
Lineage: Eukaryota; Fungi; Ascomycota; Leotiomycetes; Helotiales; Sclerotiniaceae
Exons: 2
Coding region: 1-1578 (525 amino acids)
Molecular function (GO): N-acetyltransferase activity
Source: RefSeq, a predicted model, not a curated record